GUUAUGAGUACGUGGAGUAGCUUGCCUUCAGAACUUCUUCUCCAUAUCUUUAGACAGUUAGAUGGACGCGACGCACUGCGGUGCCAACUUGUCUGUCGAGAAUGGUCCAAUAUGGCACAACAAGCUGCUUAUGCCUCUGUUCGUAUCUCAAAAACACAUCGAUUACAUAAAUUUGUCCGUACAUUAUCCACUGCUCCUUCUCUUCCAGGCAACUAUGUCAAGACGCUCACAAUAAACCAUGUUGAUUUUAAUGACAGUGAAGACAUUGAAUCAGAAACAGACUCAGAUACAGAUUCAGAUAUCGAUUUUAGUAUCAACAAUGAAAAGAGAGAAGACUUAGAAGAUAUGUUUUAUACACUGGCACAAUACACACCAUGGCUUGAAAACUUACAGUCUAACCAUACUACUCGCUUGUUUUGGCUGUUGGUGAUGCAGUUACGCUAUGAGCAACACUGGACACAUGUAACACAACUACCCAAACCCUCCAACACCGAUGAUACUCAGCAUUACCGUGGUGCUGUCUUGGCCUUGCGUGAUACGAUCAAAGAUGUCACACUUUUAGAUGCAUCUGCCUGGGGCUCAAAAAAGCAAGACAAGAAGCAACACAACCUGUUUAUCAAGGCACUGGCUGAAUUCAAGCAAUUAAAGACAUUGAGAUUCGAGUUGGACAUGAAUUGUUCUCUUGUCAAACUCAAUAAUAUCAUUGAUGCCUUUUCAACCAUGGAAUAUCUCUUGAUUGAAUCCAAAGAAAACUUCACCUCCAAGGCAGUAGAAUUCAUCAGCACGAAUACAACAUUACGUAGGAUUGAUUUGAAAGGAUACAUGAUUGCACCCGAGUUCCUUGUGUAUCUUGUCACCAAAUUCUCUGAUCUAAAGCAACUGGAGAUAAAGGCAGAUAAAUGCAGUUUUCAUGAUAAUUUGUCGACUAAAGAUAGACAAGAACUGGCUCAGUUUCUUUUAAGCCUGGAUCAAUGUGAAGUUAGGAAUAUGGAAUGUAACGAUAUGCAUCAUUUUAUACGUACCUUAAAAGAUGAACAUCGAUAUGGAAGUUUGACAGUGACUGUGCAUCUCAAGAAAGCUGAAGAAGAUCAAGUGAAUUAUCUUUCAACACUGAUAAAAUACAAUAGAAAGGCACCCUUCCAUUCACAGGUUCGCCUGACAGUGUAUAAUGACAUGCUGUCUGGUCCUUUAUCAACCAUCCUCUCAGAUUACGGUGAAACGAUAGAUGAGCUUCAGAUUAAGGGUGUUGUUUGCUUUAGUAGCGACAAUACCGAUAGAAACCCGAAACUUGAUCUACAAGAGGUGCUCACGGCAUGCAUCAAACUCGAACGACUUGAACUCUCGGACCUUUACUUUACUGAUCUUCAUCUGAUGCAGACAAGCCCUAUCCAGUCCCUUUCACUCAGUAGCUGUACAUUUAGACCUACUGUCUUUCAAGAUAUCUCCAAGUGUCUUCCUCAACUCAGUGCGUUACAGAUUGUUUAUUCCAAUAUACUUGAUAUAGAUGGAAAGAACAUGACAAAAAAUAUGUCUCAUGUUUACUUUGAUAUGCCUCAUACAGCCUUUGAAAGCUUUUCAUUUGUCAUGAGUGGCGAUACCAAUCCUUCGCUUUUCAAAGUGACUCAAGAGACAGGCGUCAUGUAUUACAAGUGUCGUGAAUAUAACAUGGCAGAUGCAACAUCAGAGCAAUAUUAUCAAGCCCAUCAACAUCACCUUCGUACAUUUCAUUUGCAGUGCAAAAGUGCCAAGCAUGUCUAUAUAGUCAGAGCUUGUUCUACUCUUUAUUGAUCAUAAUAAACCUUUUUUUUUCUUCUUCUUCUUCGUGUUUUCUA
Molecule: messenger RNA, 1832 nt
Organism: Gilbertella persicaria
Lineage: Eukaryota; Fungi; Mucoromycota; Mucoromycetes; Mucorales; Choanephoraceae
Exons: 1
Coding region: 4-1788 (594 amino acids)
Biological process (GO): SCF-dependent proteasomal ubiquitin-dependent protein catabolic process
Cellular component (GO): SCF ubiquitin ligase complex
Molecular function (GO): protein binding
Source: RefSeq, a predicted model, not a curated record